Messenger RNA from Tinamus guttatus (white-throated tinamou), 717 nucleotides. Its product is annotated as serotriflin-like. The record is from RefSeq and is a predicted model, not a curated record. NCBI's taxonomy places the organism in Eukaryota, Metazoa, Chordata, Aves, Tinamiformes, Tinamidae. Gene Ontology annotation, cellular component: extracellular region.
AUGAUUCUGCCAGCAGUGUUGCUGUGUCUCGUAGCUGUGCUGCCCUGGUCCUCUGGAGAGGAACCUAUAAGUAUCGAUACUCUGUCAACUAGCAAUUCAGACCAACAAAAGCUGAUUGUUGACAAACACAAUGAACUCAGGAGAGGAGUAAGCCCACCUGCCAGCAACAUGUUGAAAAUGGAAUGGAAUCCUGAAGCUGCAAAAAAUGCUGACAUUUGGGCAAAACACUGUACUUUUCAGCACAGUCCUCCAAGAAUGAGGAAAACCAAUGUAAGCUGUGGUGAAAAUCUCUUCAUGUCAAGUGUUCCUUUCCCAUGGCCAGAUGUCAUUCAGGCCUGGUAUGAUGAGAAGAAAGAUUUCAAGUAUGGAAUUGGAAAGACAAGCCUAGAUGCUGUGGUUGGCCACUAUACUCAGGUAGUUUGGUACAGGUCUAACGAAGUUGGAUGUGCAUAUGCUUAUUGCCCUAAGAUUUUGGGAUACAUAUAUGUCUGCCAGUAUUGCCCUGCGGGGAAUCAUAUAAAUUCACUCAAUACACCCUACAAAGAAGGAACACCUUGUGGCGAUUGCCCUAAUGAUUGUGACAAUGGACUAUGCACCAACCCCUGCAAGUAUGUGGAUAUGUAUGCAAACUGUGCGAACUUGACAAAGUCUUUCGGAUGUAGCGUCUUUAAUACAGGCUGCCCUGCUACCUGCCAAUGCCAAACUGAAAUAAAGUAA